AAUUUAUGUAGUUUUCGACGCGUAAAACAAAAACGCUUUGUUGUUGUUGAAUUUAUUAUUUAAUUAAGUCGCUAUAACAUAAUUUUAGGUCGUUUUAGCUUAAAAUAUUUUGGACAAGGUUGAACAGAUUUAUCGCAAGUUAAAAAUCAUGACUGAGAGAGGCGGAUUGUUUUCGAACGUUAUAGGAGAUGUCGUAGAACGACCAAAAACUUCAGGGCCUAAUGAAUUAAAGUCGAAACAGCGUCAUCCUGGUGGUUUUCCUAGUAUUCCAAAAGUGUUGCCUAAACGCCAUACGAAUUCUAUGAGCACUUUUAAAGAGAGACAGACGCGAAAUAAAAAAGCAAGUCCAAAAGAAGAAGAAAGAGGGUACUCUGACGCUCAAGGGAUUGAUGAUGAAAACCGUGUUCGAUUGGAUCGAAUGGACGAAAUGGAAAUUUUAGAAGCACAGAGUGAAGUACGAUCUACGAUCCGAGAAGAUUUAUUAGACAUGUUAUUAAAUAGGUAUAAAAAGAAGGUGGAGAAGGAAGCUUCUUUACAAUCUAGCUCCUCUAACCUAACGGGUCAAAGUACGGAUACUUAUGUACCUUCUCGUUUUCGAUCAACAAACUUGGAUCACUCAAAUUCCAAUUUAGAAAGUGUACUUUCAUCGGAUGUUGUUGAAAGCUCUUCUUCAAGCAAUGCUUCUCCGUCAAAUGGUGAGAAAGUUGGAAAGUUAAAGACAGGAAAGAAUGUUACCUUUGGAAAUGCUCCAAUUAAGCGUGAACGUAACAAAUCUGCAUCGCUUUUAGAAAAACAGAUUCAGUCUAACUUAGAAAAAAAGACUAAUGAAACAAAUAUGAAAUCAGGCGAGGAGGUUGGCUCCAGCAAUGCUCCUUUAGAACCAGGGCUAAACGUUCAUCUUCCAGAGAAGCGAGUCGAACUGGAUCCUAAUGACUCUGAUUUUUAUGAGCAGUUACACGAAAAAUAUUUCCCCAACCUGCCUGUAGAUGAAAAACAAAUGCAAUGGUUAAAAGACCCGAGUGAGGAAGAAAAUACAUACAAUCCCGAGGCAGAGGGUGUCCAUGCACAUCAAAUCCGCUUUGGUUUUCGCGGAGAAAUUAUUCCUCCUGGUAAAAGUCACAAAGUCCCCGUUACAGAAGGCCUUCAUCAUCAUGGAGAUGCUCCUUCAAGUGCUGGAUAUACGUUGGUAGAAUUAGCCCAUUUGUUGCGAUCACAGUUCCCGACACAGCGCUGCAUCGCUAUUCAAACUGUAGGCCGUAUCUUGUAUCGACUGAAUUCAGGAGAGUUUGGCGAUAUUGUUUCACCUGAAUUACACACUUUGGUUGAGGACACAAAUAUACUUGAUCUUUUAAUAGCAGCAUCUGGUGAGAAUGUACGCCAUAUGACGGUUCGCUCGUUAGCCAUUGAGGCUUUAUGGUUAACCUCGCAGAGUCAGCAUGGGUCAACAAGACAAGCCCUGUAAUUCUGGAUAAUUUUGGUCAACGGAGAGGAAUAUGCGAGAUUCUGGAUGUUUUGCUUUUCUUACUGCUUAUGUUUUUGAGUAAUGAUUUUUAAAGGGACGGAAUUUUUAAAAGAUUGUAAUAUUUAAUUGAUUCAAUUUUUGUUGUUUUAUCUAAGGACGAAGUAUUAAUCUA
This is a messenger RNA of Schizosaccharomyces cryophilus OY26, 1634 nucleotides long. RefSeq names its product RNA polymerase II associated protein. The record is from RefSeq and is a predicted model, not a curated record. The transcript has a single exon. The coding region runs from base 149 to 1462 and encodes 437 amino acids. Gene Ontology annotation, cellular component: nucleus. Gene Ontology annotation, biological process: transcription by RNA polymerase II. NCBI's taxonomy places the organism in Eukaryota, Fungi, Ascomycota, Schizosaccharomycetes, Schizosaccharomycetales, Schizosaccharomycetaceae.